Molecule: messenger RNA, 896 nt
Organism: Plodia interpunctella (Indianmeal moth)
Lineage: Eukaryota; Metazoa; Arthropoda; Insecta; Lepidoptera; Pyralidae
Product: DNA-directed RNA polymerase III subunit RPC9-like
Exons: 4
Coding region: 195-569 (124 amino acids)
Biological process (GO): transcription initiation at RNA polymerase III promoter
Cellular component (GO): RNA polymerase III complex
Molecular function (GO): nucleotide binding
Source: RefSeq, a predicted model, not a curated record
UUGCAUUGCUUGCAGAUUGCAGUUGUAAUAGGGUGCAAUCAAAUCAAGUAUUAUCCCCAAGAUAUAACCUAUGUAUAUGUAUUUUUUUGUUUUUUUAGUAUUCCAGGGUGUAUUGUAUGUACCAUUUAAUAAUUCAAUAUAUGGUAGGCCAACCAAGGUUGAAUUUAUUGUAAAGAAAAAUAAUCACAUUUUAAAUGGAGACGAUAAAAAUAAAUGCAGCUUUUCUGUGCAACUAUGAAGUGAUGCAAAUAUUGCAACAGUUGAAAGACACAACCCAAAAAAAGCAUAAGAGAGAAGGCUCCUUAGCUACUGUUACAUAUGAAACUGUUCAUUAUCUACAAGACACAGAAUGUAAAUAUCAAAGUGCACAAGCCAUACAGAAGUUCCUCGAGGCUAUGAAGAAGUUUAAACUCACGAAAACUGAGAAGCUGAUGAUGGUGAAUACUCCGCCAAGAACUGAAUUGGAAAUACAACUGAUUGUCCAAGAGAGUGAGGAACGACUAACUGAGGAAGAAGUGCAAGAGAUAAUAAGAAUAGUAAACGAAAACCUCCCUGCGAGUGACUCAUGACACAGAGCAGAGUGCCAGAGCCCUCCCUCCACCGGACUGGGAUCAGAGUAAAACAUUAUUGAUUUGUUUAUUGAGCAAAGUUGUAGAUCAGCUGUAGUGUCGAAGCGCAGGGUCCGCUUUCAUGUUCCUCAUUUUAGAUCAGCUGGUUCCUAUUUAUUCUAUUUGUAUUUCUACUAAUAAAUAAACAUUCAAUGAGCCAAUUUAAACAGCUCAGUAAUGUUAUAUUGAAAUAUUGUAUAAUUAUAUAAGUAAAAUAUAUAAUGUAUGAAUAAUAUAUAUACUUAUAUGAAUUUGUAUUCAAUCACUAUGAUAUUGAUAGUUAAGACU